This is a messenger RNA of Laccaria bicolor S238N-H82, 333 nucleotides long. RefSeq lists its product as uncharacterized. The coding region runs from base 1 to 333 and encodes 110 amino acids. Lineage: Eukaryota; Fungi; Basidiomycota; Agaricomycetes; Agaricales; Hydnangiaceae. The record is from RefSeq and is a predicted model, not a curated record. The transcript has 4 exons.
AUGAGAUUCAUGACCUCGGGGUGCGGCAAGUGGGCUGAUCCAUAUUGUGAGGAAUCAAAAGCUGUUCAGCUGACCCACAAUCCAAGGCAAUUUCAGCAGGGUCAAUUCAUCAUUAGGCUGGUCGGCCGGCACACAGAACCAGUCCUCAAGAAGAUAUGGGUGGCCGAGCCAGCUUUGAUGGGGUCAACAUAUACAUCGGCUCAUCAGCAGGCACCAUCAACCAUGGCCUGUUUGUAUGGUCAGGGGGCUCAGUGUUGUUGGGCAUUCCAGAUCGGGUGGAUGCAAUUUGCAAGGCAGGUGGAGGAGAGACUUGCUAUUAAUUACUAUAUCUAA